AUGGUUGACGUCUACACUGUUCUCAGCAAUGAAAGAUACACCGAGAGCCUCUACAGCUCAUAUCUUGGCUUAGUCCCCGAUUUUGGCGUCGGCUUUGCCAUUCUCUCCGCCGACACCGAGGCUCCGACUGAUCUCAAUGCGCAGGCCGAUAGUAUCGGUGACGUCGUUCUAGAGGCGUUGAUGGUGACUGCUAUUGAGCAGGCAGCAGAGAACUUUGGUGGCGUCUACAAGUUGGCGGCGAUCAAUUCGUCCAUCACGGUUUCUCUACGAUACCCUUCCGGGGUUAUACAUCGAUGGAUUCAACAGCAACGGCACCGACUUUUGCGAAACGCUCGCUGA
This is a messenger RNA of Aspergillus calidoustus, 339 nucleotides long. The record is from the annotation of a GenBank genome assembly. NCBI's taxonomy places the organism in Eukaryota, Fungi, Ascomycota, Eurotiomycetes, Eurotiales, Aspergillaceae.